GACUUCCUGCCAUUGCAGUCGACCAUUUUUAACGGUUAAGAAUUAACGGUUGGACUACAUCUUCACACCGUGUUCCAAGCCAAUUAUACGAAAUAGAUUUUUACUCAAAAUUACUACAUCGCUUUAUGCUCAGGUAAGCUUAUUCUGUUAUGUUUUAAUACUCAUUUUAGCAUAAUACAAAUGAAUAAAACAAUGACAUCGAAAGAAUAAAAUAUAGUAAAACCGUAGCGGUAAUUUUAGGGAAUAAAAUACGAAACGUAGCGAUAUAUAAUUGUAUCCAAUUACUACAUAAUAUUUCUGUAAAGAUGCAAGGCUUCGUGGUCCUUCAAAAUUAUUGAAAUAUUUCAAAAAGGCGAAAAUUCAAGAUGAAUUUACAAUAAAUUUAAAGUGCUUUUGUAAUUCUGAGUUGUAUUGUGUAUACGGCAAUCCCUAGCUACGACGUUGAAAAAAAUUUCGAAACAAAAAAUAUAGAAAUUUUGAAAGCUUUCAUGGUGAAAAUACAUAUGGCAUUUCCCACCGAUACUAAAGUUUAGCAUUAGUGCAGUGAACCGGCUGUUAUGGCGUUUUGGUUUUCAUUGCCAUUGGUCUGAGGGCAAACAAAAGCCUGACAAAGUGUAUUGUAUUGAAAUCAUGAGUGGCGAUAAAAACAUAUGGAGCCACGAAUGACCACGUUUAUCUUGACAUGUUUGCUGGAUUGCUUUGUCCUAAAAUGACACGAGUAGUAUGUUUACACUUGGAAAAACGUGUGUCCUAUGCAUGAACAAAUACAUUAAGUUGUCAAGGAAAAUCUACGAGAUAAAUUAAGUACGAGGCAUAGCAAAAGUCUGACUCCUGAGAUGAGGAUGCAAUGUACAUGUUAUCAUUCAGAUCAGGAAGCUAAUAAUCAUUUCUCGUCUUGUUGGGAUCAUCCUACUCGGGCCUCUAUAUUUUUCUUCAAUUUUACAAUGCUAUGAAAUACUAGAUUUAGAGUCCUAGCUUUAAUUCUGAGAGCACAGAGCUCGUUUUGACUCAUAUUAGGUUUACGAUAAGUCCUGCAUGAAAACUAUAGAUCUUUGUUUAUACAUCAAAUCGCACGGUAUAGAUCAUAUCAAUUUAUAACAUUACUACAAAAUUGGCUUCGUAUUCUUUCUUAGUGUAUAGCCUUGAGAUUGCGUGCCGUUGUCUAACCAAAUUACUCUAACCGAGUCGUCAUACCGUCUGACCUGCACGAUAAGUUCCCAAGCAAAAAAGUUCAUAAUUAUGUAGAUUUACUGUUCACGAAUGCAUGUCUCAAGAAUUCACGAAAAGUGGUUCAAUUUUUUUUAAAAAAAUGGCGAAUCUCGAGUAGUUUUGUCAACCUCGAUCGUGCAAAGACUUUGGCAAUUAAUUUUAAACGAAGACGUUUAUAUAUUUUUUAAUAACCAAUGUCAUUUUAUUUUCGAUUUUGCCAAUAUUACCCAUGAUGCACUGUUCGUUUUGAAACGAUCUAUAACUUUACACAAAGAUCAGAGUGAUGGUGCACGCAAAUCAGCGUUAUAAACAACAAAACCGUCUCAUCGUGUUAAACUUACAACUGUAAUGUGGCAGUUCAACAAAUGAACGGCCCGACAUUACUGCAAGACUCAUAUCACAAGAUUACUUCGUGUUGAUGAGUCAUUAUUGUUAAAGGUCGCCUUGUGGCUAGCCACGCAGAAUAAAAUUAACUCCAUAUGUUUUCACAUUAAGAACUAAAAUUGUCUAAAACGUUAUUACCCCUGCUUAUUACCCCCUGGUAAUACAUCCCUUUGUCUCAGCGGGAACUAUGACCGUUUAUUCACAGAAAUGACGACAUGUCUAUUCAUAUUUACCUUUUAAAGUUGUUUUAAUUUCUAGAAUUAUUUUUCACUAUUCAAAUGAAUAUUACGUUAAAAUUUUAGAUCUGCCAAGUGGGAAGUUGCCGUGCAAGAGAUGUAAACACCGAAAAAGCCUGCAAGUUUUCUCUGAUAUCAAGACAAAUUGAAUAUUUGUGAGAGGAGAUAAUCAGGAUAUGUGAUGUAGUCACUUAACUAAUGUCACAGCCAGUAGUGGUAGGUUUAUAUUUCAACUAAAAUGUCACUGUUUGGAUUUAGUAUCAUUUGCUUCACUUACUUUAAAUUCUUUGUUUUGGCACUUUGCAUCGUAAUUUUCUUUCCGUCACUUUUGUUGUUAGCUUUCUGGGAGGAAGAGAAAAUAUUUUUCAAUUAUUUCAUCAAAUUGUAGAAACUGGACAGAAUACAUUACAUGACAUUCCUUCCAAUUCUAUUCUGUACAUAUAACUUAGCCAGAAUUUGCUAACUGUAAACCAUUGUAUUUUUACACUAAAGAUGGAUAAAUUAACUAUUAUAAUUCAAUUCCACUACAGUCUUUUUCAUUCUAUCCUACUUCAUUCACUUUUCAAUUUUCCCGUUCCAUUCUAAGCAACCCCCCCCCCCUGUAUUCUCUUUCAUUCAGUUCCUCCAGUUGUAUUGUGUUUCCACUUCAGAUCGGGGAGGGUGAGAAGAUUGUGACAGUUAUCUUGCUUCAAGGAGAACGACUCAACGUCAGAAUUCCGGUAAGCAUAAUCAGAGCAUGCUUAAUGACUGCCACUGGGGUUAAUUGUUACAGUUUUUGGAAAGCAUCUAUUCGAAACAAAGUCAGCUAAAGGGUAAUAUAAUUUCACGUUUAUCGUUCUUGUAGAAAAAUGCGAUCGGGCAAGAUUUAUUUAAUCAUGUCGUUAAACACGUCGCACUUCGAGAAACUUGGUAUUUUGGUCUUAUGAUCAUUAAAGGUAUUUAUUUCUUCACUCAAUAAUCAGAAUAAUUAGAAUACGUUCCAUUAAUUAAGGGUCUCAAUUCUUCAUUGAGUAAUUAGAACAAAUAUCAUUACAUGACUCAUGUUUGAUAUCAACUCGUUUUUGUAGAGUCAGAACAAGAAUUUGUUAAUUUAGAUGACAGAGUCUCUAAGCUGGCAAAAUUUGCCCCAAAUCUCUGGAGAGAUGAUGUAAGUAUUACGAUAAAAGUAAAUCAACAUUAUUUAUACAAGGUAGUCGCAUUCCCUCAAAGGCUGGUGUCAAAGAAGGUCUGCUGAAUGGUAAACUUUUUAUGUUUUAGAGUUCACGCAAUUCUUCUCUCAUGUUUACCAUGUUCUUCCGUGUGAAAUAUUACGUUGAGAAUAUCUGUCUGCUUAGGUAGGUCUAAAAUACCUCGAACUUGAUUUAUACUGGAUAGCUCUAACAGUUCUUAACUGUUCUCCCUAGAGGUCCAGCGAGUACCAGCUCUUAUUGAUCCAGUGUUGUUAUAGAACGGGUGCACAAUCCUUGAAACGCACUUUAUCUAAUUUUAAAAUUUUGUUUCUAGAGAACAAAUAACGCGGCAUCUUUACUACCUUCAACUGAGAAAAGACGUUUUAGAAGGAAAUGUUUAUGUCCAUGAAGAGACGGCUUUACUACUCGCCUCUUACGCUUUGCAAGCUGAGAUCAAUGAACCCAACACAGGCGGCCCAAGCUCGCUGUAUUUUGCACCAGAGAAAUAUCUACCUCAACGGGUGAGUGACAGCUGGUCUCAUACGUUGACUGGAAAGCGCAAGCUAUUGAUCAUUGAGCAAAUGAAGACAGCUAAAUAUUCCUACCUACCUUAUUUAUUCAGGCUAUUAUGAAACUGACUCCUGAGCAAAUACGUCAUCAGCUUCCCAAGAUGCAUCACUCUAAUCGUGGUUUGACGGACGCCCAGGCGGAAAUCGAAUUCUUAAAGGUACAUCCGGUUCUGUAAUGGAAAUGUACAAGCGCUGUGUUGGAUAGUUCUAUAUCAGUUCUGAAAAAUAGUGGUCCAGUGUUACUACAGGAGGAAAGCAGAAUACCUCGAGAAAACCGUUCCAAGUUCUACUAUUCUAAUUAAUGAUAAAAUUCUAAUUAAUUAUAUAAUUGUUCCAAGUUCUACUAUUCUAAUUAAUGAUAAAAUUCUAAUUAAUUAUAUAAUUGUUCCAAGUUCUACUAUUCUAAUUAAUGAUAAAAUUCUAAUUAAUUAUAUAAUUGUUCCAAGUUCUACUAUUCUAAUUAAUGAUAAAAUUCUAAUUAAUUAUAUAAUCGUUCCAAGUUCUACUAUUAAAUAAUGGAAAAUUUCUCAUUUGCAGGAAGCCCAAAAACUGCAGGAGUAUGGCGUUUUAUUUCACAAGGUUUCCAAGUUCAAGAAAGACAGAAGAGGUGGAUUUAGUCUUGGGAUAUGUGUCCGAGGAAUGCUGGUUUAUGAAGUACGUCAUUAUAUGGAGAAAUAUUAAACAUUACAAUAGAAAACAUGUUGGAUAAGAUUCUUUUUCUCCUUAAUUCUACAAGUAAAUAUUUUUCACUCUAGGAGCGAGGAUUCAUGAAAUCUCCCGUCUUCCGCCAUCCUUGGCAACACAUAAAGCGAAUGGCCUUUCACGUAAGACAACCAUGAUUAAUGAAUCAAUUAGAAAUAAUUCUAAUUAAAACUGUUCAUAAUUAAUUAAUCAUGUUUCUAAUUGAAAAUAAUCAAUUAAUUAUGAACAAUACUCAAGUUCUUUUCUUCCUAAAUUUUGUGAGAAGAAUGUCUUUCUUUUUAUUUUAGAAACGGAGAUUUUUUGUCGAGGCUCAGGGAACGAAAGAGACGGAAAAAAUUACGUUAUUCACAAGUGGAUAUAAACAGUAAGACGACUCCAUUGUAAUCUUGGAAUUCUCGAAUCACUGUAGUUUCUAAUUGAUUGACCUUCCCCUCUUGCAGAUCUCGGUAUCUCUUGCGCAUGUGCACAGACUUCUACAAAUUUCAAUGUACGAUGGAAUCAAGUUUAACUGAUCUUAGAGAUAAUCCCUCCAUUGACAGUAAGUAGUUUGAGUAUAUAAGAUUAAUACAGCGUUGAUAAUGUACUUCGUUACUCUAAAAGACUGUUUGUAGUUUUAUGCAAGAAUUUCAACCAAUUCUUAUGCACACUCAAUCGGGACAUUAAUGCUUCCCAAAGCUCAUAAUGAACAGAAAAAAUUAAAAAAAAAAAAACUGUAAAAAAGAUUGAUUUUCCUAUUCCAUAAGUGUAUAUUUUUUCGUCUCCUUUCAGCUCCAACAAAUUGUGUUGGCAACACAAACAACGGAAUUGAGAGAGACUCGACAGAUAGCACUCAGACCAAUGGAUCUGCUGUCAACCAUCUCUUGGUAUGCUCAUACUAUGCUAUACUACUCUAUCAAGGCAGCUCUUGCCAAAUACACUCCAGUGCAGUUAAUGAGAUGUGUCAUUUUUUUGUCAGGGCAAUAAUUACCAGAUCGAACUGAAUAAAGUGAACGGCAGUUUUGGUUUUAAUGUGAUGGUAAGAUGUGUUCUUUCUUUCAUUGUCUUGCGCACAGCACCAGGACAGCGCUAGCUUGCCUAGUAAGAUGACUUCUUACUAGGAUGAUUUCUUAGCUGUGCUUUUCUUCCCUAUGCGAGCUAACCUGCGUUUAUCUGGAGGUUUAUUCCUCACCGCCGCCCGCAAAUAAACGCCUGCUGUGCAGGUUAGCCGCGAGCAAGCGAAGAUAGCGCUGAAUAUGCCACAAACCACUCAUUAGCGCAAGUCAUGCAUCUUCACUCAUUCACUCUCACAGGGCGGAGUAGAAGAAGGAGGGAUUUUCUUAAAGUCUGUCACACCAAACGGUCCGGCGUCGAAAUCGGGAAAAAUGCUCGUGGGUAAGUUGGUCCAUUAUUCUAAUCGUUCCAACCAAUCGUUCUAAUCAUCAAUUUAGAUCAAUAAUUGAAUAUCUAAUCCGGUCGUUCUAAUCAUCAAUUUAGAUGAAUAAUUGACUUUGAAUGUUCUAAUCGUUUCAUCUAAUCCUGUCGUUCUAAUCAUCAAAUUAGAUGAAUAAUGGAAUUUGAUCGUUGAAUUCUGUAACAUCUACAUUGCCAUUGAACAAAAUUUCUCCGUUUGAAACUUACACUAAGGAAGACUAAUCUAAUAUAUUUAAGGUGACAAGCUCUUAGAAAUCAAUGGAAAAUCUAUAGGAGAUAAAAGCAGGCAAGAGGUAAUGUAUACUAUAUAUAAUAUAUUAAUAAAAUAAUGGGAAAUGCUACCAUUUAACGAUAUAAAAGUUGUUAUCCCCCUGAUUGCCUACAAAUAUCAAACCAGUAUCAAGAUGGGUGGUUUCACAUUGGACUUAUUCAGAUUGCUAAAUGCACACUGUAGUCUAUAUGACUGAGUCAAAAUAUUCAGAUUACAUUACAAUAAUUAUCAGUAUUCAUAGCAAAAUUUGUAAGUGACUUCAGACUGGUAUACAUUCACUUAAUAGUGAUGCUUCGUCCCAAAAUUUAAACUUAGAUCGUAGUCAACCUCAGAAAUUUUGAUAGUUACAGAAUGUAAAUAAACUCGAACCUGUUCAGACUUGUAUUGUUUGCGUAUAUCAUCAAAGAAAAUGAGCUGGUUAAUUGAAUGGCAGAAACUUACUGUAUUCAUCUUACUGUUUAAUGACUUUUCUCCCACACAAAUAAUAUUGUUAUGAUAAUUUUUUGUCCAAAAUCAUUAAAGUUUUGCCGGAACAUGUCAAAUCAUAAUAAUUUCUUAAAUAACGUGUAUGAACUCUACUUUGUAUCACACCUAAUUUCUUUCCGAUUGUUAGUUAGAUUAAAGACCAUCCUUUGACAUAUUUCUAUUGACAUAACUGCGAUUGUUUCUCAUUGAUCAGGUGGUGCAGUUACUGCGAAGUGGUCCCACUGCAGUCACGCUCAAGAUGCAAACUGGCGAUGCCUCGUCGCUUUCAUCUAUUGCUUCUCGAAACCGCAUCAGCAGUGCAUCGAACGAACAACUACCGCUAACGUUCCGAAAUAUCAAUAAUAUGAAGAGAUCUGAGAAAGAUGCACCGGUAAAGGAUUCUUAAAUCUUUGAAAUACUUAAAGCAAUAGUGUUGUCUGUGCCAGUGUAGGUAGUGGCAAUAAUAACAAAGCCGUGGAUAGGGAUACAAUGAAUUGAUACCGCUUUCUGAAAAGGUAUCAAUUUCCCGUGCGUAAUACAAAAUGACUGAAAAACGGCAAACUUCGCAAGGCUAUAUUAUCCGCAUUUUACAACAUUUCGCAACGAAACUUCGGAAUAUUACUAAUUUUGUGACGCUCUUUCAAGCUGUGAUAAAAUCUUUGUUUACACUUGUCUAAAUCAAAAUGUUGUUCAUUAGGUAAUAGGUCCAUUACCUAUCAAUCCGACUGAGCUUUGAGAACUACGAAGUUCUCCUUGUAUUUUUCAGGUAGUUGUAUCCCUAUCAAACCAAAGCUUUCUUGUUGCUGACAUAGCGCUUUGUUUAUGUGGCUUUCAUGCAUGCAAGAUUAUAAUUUUACCUCGUGAGUCCUUCCAGUUUGACUCUAUCAAAUAUCGUCGUAGGAAGAACAUUUUAGAAAUGAUUGCGCUGUCAAAGUAUUGUCCUAUUUAAUUAUUAAUAACCUUAUUUUUAUUACAGAUUUGCUUGACGGUUGAAUUGCCAAAACUGAACGGAAGUUUUGGGAUCAGUUUAACGGUAAAACAAAAUUUAGUUUAUCGAUCAUGUAAUCAAUAAUAGAUCAUGUAAUCAACUAUCGAUCAUGUAAUCAAUUAUCGAUCAUGUAAUCAAUUAUCGAUCAUGUAAUCAAUACACGCUUCCGGAAACAAUGUCACUUUGGGUAUAGAGCCUCGUUUUCGUGUAUAUGACAUUAGUUAAAGCCCAACGUCUCGAUGACGAAAUCGAGGCUCUAUAGCCAAGGUAUAUAUAUAUCUAGUAGGAAUGGUUAGGCAUCUUUCAUUCAAAUGUCAACUAUAUCUUUUAGGGCGGUCCUGAAAUUGGAGGUAUAUUUGUAAAAUCGCUACUUCCCGGAGGUGCCGCUGAACAGACUCGGUCAAUUCUCGUAGGUAUGGUCAUAGAUCAUUGUCUCACCAGUCUACAUUCUUACCAUAAGCAUACGAGAUAGGGGCAAGGGUGGGAGGCAACUGGCAACUUGAUUGAACGGGACAAACUAUUUUAAUUGUAGAUAAGUUACAUCUUUACCUUUUUGCUUUGAACUUAAUUGUUGAUAUUUCCAAUUUAUUUCAUUUUCAGGUGACCGAGUUCUAGAAAUCAACGGCAUGAAUUUAGAGCAAUAUAAUAGAAAACAAGCGGUGCAGUUGUUACGCGCAGCAUCACACACUGUAAGAUUCAUAUUGGAGCGAUAUAAAGGCGCUGGAGUACAACUCGACGAGAAGGCGAUGUCCAUUGAGCAGGAAAUAUUAAAAUCAUCGGUAUGGAAAGUUUCAUACACUUAACCCCAAAUCAAACGUGAGAGUGCAUGAGAGUUGACAGUCACGUGACCUUGCUUAGCUGUUCUUAAUGCUUUCCCAACACUAUCAUGUAUUGUAUUUAAAGUUGAUGUAAAGUCCGUUCUGCGCAUACGUUCUGCGCAUUCCAAUGGUCAGGACCCGAUGAUUGUAAUGUUGUUAAUAUUUCGCACCUUCCGAACUUUCUUGAAUCGAAUCUCUAGUCUGUAUUCAUUUACAAGCAUAGCGAACCAGAAGAGUGUUAAAAAAUUCAGUAUAUUAAUAUAUAUCCAAUCAUACUUUACAACUGUAGCACUGAGUUCAAAAUGUAAACAAAGCGUUUGUAUUACGGACUUUACGUUAAGUUAAAACAUAGUUGGAACAUUCAUCAAACCUUUAUUUUGUUAAUCUAGAGCUUGAAAUGUCCCAUGUAACAAUGCAUGACUGCCAGAGCUCUCAUUCUCGUCUGGCCGGGCCUUAGGCAAUGCUUCUUCAGAUAUCUUAAUGUACCAGCAGUUGAACCCUGGGUAAAGAUUAGAUUUUGCCACCAACAAGUCUUGUUACCUACCUUGUUUUAGUUAACAGAGUUUCCAUUCUCAUGUUUAAUAUGUAUUUAUCUGAUUUAAGCCAACCAACAUUCUGGUGGAGAUUGAAAAACAACAACAAAGUCUUGGUCUGAGUGUCGUGGUAAGUUCAACGAAACAUUUUCUUCUUCAUCAACUGCAUUCUGUGCCGUAGGUCCGCCUCAGAAUUUUCCCUAGCUUUAACGGCGUCUUUAGUGAUCGAGAAGGACUUGGCGAAAGUCCAUCUGUAACUGAGAUAAACAAGACAGAUAAAUAAAAGAAUACGUGAUACAACUUAGUCAAUUGAUUAGCAUUUUAACCAUUACACGUUGUUGAUAUUCUUCAUUCCAGGGUGGGGUAGAACUUGGUGGCAUCUACGUGAGAACAAUCAAUCCAAAUGGUGCAGCUGCAGCGGAUGGUCGAAUAUCAGUCGGUAAGCAAUACUGUACACCCCACAAGUACAUUUAGUGACUGUUUAAUGCAAGUCCUCGAAAAAGGUAAAAUUGAGGUCGGUGUCACUCAAAUAUAUAUUUUUUUCUUCGAAUCCAAAUCCAUGUUUUGCCGACUGGGAUUCAAUAUUUUGCAGACUACUUGAUGACUUGGGGGGGGGGGGGGUUGUACCUCCCCCCUAUAGCCCCAGUGCUUCUUCUUAGAUUUAUGUGAAUAUUUUUCGACAAUAGGUGAUCGUGUUUUAUGUGUGAAUGCUGUCAGUCUUAUUGGAGUUACGAGACAACAGGUAGGUCUCACACAACUCAACACAGAUCAUCACAUUGUGACGGAAGAUUUGCGAUUAAAAAGAACAAUUUUUCAUUAAAUCAUGUAACAUGAUUGUGACAUUUUAUUCUCAGGCUGUAGACGUGAUGAGAAGCGCGGGAAAAAGCGUGCGUAUGGUCGUGGAUAAAUGUGAACCUUCCUAUGACGCCAUGUCAGACUCGAUGACCAGCGUACGGAGUUCACAAACACUUGGUAAACAUAAAUUAUUAUUUGCUUGUGUGAUGUUACUCUGAGUGUAUAUCCACACCGGGCAGGCUUGAAAAAUAUGCCUGGCCACGGUGGGAUUCGAACCUACGACCUUUGGAAUGCUAGCCCAAUGCUCUGCCAACAGAUUUCCACUACCACCACCUCUCACAUGAUUAACACGCAUUUGAUUGGUUAAUUGGGUAGAAUAAAUUCAUCUGAUUGGUUGAUGAUAACGGUAGUGGAAUUCAAAAGCUGAACCUAUCUAUUGAGCAUCGAAAAUAAUACAAAUCACCUCGGAAAUAUUGGAGAAAUACACCGUUCCCAGAAAGUGCUGUCUUGGUCAUACGGCCUCGUUUUGAUGAUCGAGGUUAACUGGUUCAACACCGAGUUGAUUUACCACUUCAGCUCCUUCAAACAUUUCUUACAAAUCUUUCAAAACUUAGAAUUUACUCAUGCACAAUUCCUACUGUGAUCACAGAAAUUUUGAGAGUGCAAGCCAGGCAUUAACUAGAUAAAGGUCUCUAAAGCCGAUGUUUCAAUCAUCAAAACGAAAUUGAAUGGCCAAGGCGAAGUUAUUUUCGGUGGGUUACAGGGCAAAGUUGACACAGAAAUGUUCAUUCGUUUCAGACGAGACAGACAACGUUAGACAAGCUUUUGAAGUGAUCAUUCACAAGCAAGCGACAGGACUGGGGAUGAGUCUUGUUGGUGGUGGUCAACAUGGUAAGUUGUAAAAUUACCCUCCCCCCCCUGCAGAACUAUCGUUCUACCCUGUUUUUGCUAUUCUUUUCCUAGGUCCUAUAUGCAUCAAAAGUCUUAUCCCGGGGGGACCGUCUGCUAUGAGCGGAGCGUUGGAAGUUGGAGACAUUUUAUUACAAGUAAGGACGUCAAAAUAAUAUUUAUAAAUAAUAGAGGAUACACGGCGGCGCGAAGAUAUACGACUUUUAUCUUCGAGUGGUGAAAACAAUAUUUUUAACACGAGAAGAUAACAGUCAUAUCUUCAAGCCACCGUGUAAUGUUGUGUUUACUAUAUAGUCCCAAGCAAAAAAUUGUGAAAUUUCACGCUCAAAAGCAAAUUGGAGAAAGUCACGUGAUCGAUAUCUUCACUAGUAAAGAUAUGAAAAAUAUCUCACUGUGUAUUUUUCAGUAUCUCACUCUCUGCUCUAUAAUAAAUCUUCAUAUCUGAGGAAAUAUAACAGCUUUUGCAUCUUUUGACUUUUCUUUUUCAGGUAAAUGGAAAUAGUUUAGAACGAUUGACAUACAAGGUAUUGUUAGUUUUAAUAGUUCACUCAGUGUUACUUGGCUACAGAAAAAAUAUUGUUUUGAAAUCGUUUUUUUCUUAUAAUAUAAAUCACUGUCUGUUCUUUCUCAUAUAGGAAGCUCUAUCCAUCCUACGAAGUUGUCCCCCGGAGGUGCGCCUCCUGGUUCAGCGGCCACGAACAUCGAUACUUCAUAAUAGCUACAACGAACCGUGACAUCAAGAUGUGCCAUCAUUAACACAGCAUGAGGCUACGCUACGCAAACGAGACUCGAAUCAUUCUGGAGUGGGGGCGGUUGUAAGGUCUACCCAUAGAGUUUUUGCUAAGUUUUUCACUGAUCAAGAAAGCUGAAAGAAAACUGAUAAAAACUGCCUGCUUUCCCCACUUUUAAAAACAGAGUAUUUAUAAAAUAGUAGACUAUGCUAAGAUACUUCACUUAAAACUGUUUUCUGUGUGUUUUGUACACUUUAUUCACGACUGAUAGAGAGUUAAUUAUAGUUGUAUUAUUAUAACAAAAAAUAGUAGCGUUGCAUGUUAGAUGAUGUUUUGUAUACAUAGUUAUUAUUGGGAAUAAUCUCUUAUAAUUUGCAAGAAAUGAAUUAAAAUCAACAGAAAAAUUAAGCUCAUUUAACAAUUACCAUAGUCAAUAGAAUAUAUAAGAAGGUCAGGAAACUCGAUGCAAACGUAAUAGACCUCAUUAUCGAUGUUUUUGCCUUGGUUUAUGCAGGAAAUGGUUGGUUUAUUUACCUAGUUGUGAUAUUACUGGUUAAAUUAAAAACGUAGCUAUUAAUUGGUUGAUCUGGCAAAAAUACACGUGAUGAGCCGACCAUUUCCAGGGUGUUAGCCACUGUAAAAAAUUCCGUGUUAAACACAGUUUUCCCAAUUACCUUGAGGUCGCAAUUUCCCAAUUUGGGUCAGCCAAAAAAUAGUUAUAGAAAUUCAAUGUUGUUAAUACGCCAUUAUUUAAAAACAUGUUUAUUACUACAUUUGCUCAAAAUUACUCCCAAAAUGCGGGAAAUGCCAUUUCAGAGACACAAAAAUUUUAAAAAUCGAGAGGAUGCAACCGCAUGCCCCCAAAAUAAAUUUCCCAAUUUCAGGUAAACACAGAUUUUUUUUACUUCUGGCUAACACCCUGAUUUCUUGCAUAAACUAAGUCAAAAACAUAGAUAAGGAGGUCUAGGAUUAUGGUCUGUAUCGAGUUUGCAUGAUACAAUCUGCCAUAUUGUUCUACUUAUUAGAUUGUCAUAAUUUAAAUUUUCCAGACUUAUUCAGGUGGUAGUGCUCCUUUAACAAGAAUAAUGUUCCCAUACAAGGCUGUCUCUCUACAAGAGAAACACAAAA
Messenger RNA from Paramuricea clavata, 12317 nucleotides. The record is from the annotation of a GenBank genome assembly. Lineage: Eukaryota; Metazoa; Cnidaria; Anthozoa; Malacalcyonacea; Plexauridae.